Messenger RNA from Colletotrichum acutatum, 1192 nucleotides. RefSeq lists its product as uncharacterized. The transcript has 2 exons. The record is from RefSeq and is a predicted model, not a curated record. The coding region runs from base 363 to 953 and encodes 196 amino acids. NCBI's taxonomy places the organism in Eukaryota, Fungi, Ascomycota, Sordariomycetes, Glomerellales, Glomerellaceae.
UGAAGUGACGGAUUAUAAUCAUACCCGAAAGAGCUUACCUACCUUGCCGUGCUUGCCUUCUUCCCCAUCCAAAUAUCCGCGCCUUAAAGGCACUACUCGCCAAAUGACGUCGGCUUUCACUAGCCCCCGGAUCCGGAUCCGACGGUUCAACACGGUAGGAUCAAACUACCGAAGUACCUUACCCCAAAGUCUGACGUGAGACAACAAAAACCACCACGAGAAAGCAAAACUCACAUACAUUGAAGAAAGCCCACCCUCUCUCACUAUUAAAACCUGAGACCACUUCUCCAAGUUCCAUACACACACACCAUAUUUCUUAUACCCUAUUGCAGAAAGUGUACUUUCUUCUUUCCCCCCCAACAAUGCAGCUCUGGUCUCACAAGGCGAAACAAGACGCCCUGAACCAAUCAGACGAAGAGCGGCGUCAGCAGCCCUCGUUGCGCGAGAUGCUCGACAACAAGUCCAAAGCAACCGAAGGCGAUCACAAGGACUCAUCCGAUCCGAUACCGAUCAUUCUAUGCGGUAAGACAGAGGCGAUUGGUCGCGGCGUCAUCGAGGGCCUGAAGCCGGAAUAUGAAGUCAUCCACUUCAUCACCUCCCCCGCCUCAGGAGCACUCAUCAUCCCAGCCCUCUUGGCGUCGUCUCCACCGCCGCAGCACCCAGACACCAGCACGAUCGGCAGCGGAAACUACGCCUCCACCCCACGCGCCAUCGUCCUGGGCGGCGCAUUCGACGAGGAGGCCGUGAAAUCCCUUCAGAACGCCGUCGUCGAACAAGGGGCUGCUGCUGCGUCGAGAAAGGUUCCGUGGCUGAGGCACGACGGGAGUAAAGCCGCGCCGCCUCCGGGGCCAGAGUACGGCCAGGCCAUGGUCGCGAGGGUUAGGGAGAAGUUGGGCGAAUUGGAGGGGGAGGGGAAGUUGGAUGGUGGAUAUGGGGGUGAUGAGUGGUAUUAAGUUAAAAAAAAAAGAUGCCGGAGGAUUGGUGAUGAUCUUGCCGGCAACAUAAAUGGUAGCAUGGGGGCUUGAAAUGACGGUCAGGUAUUUGAUGGUAUCAUGAUGCAUCAAAAUGAGGCCGCGCAACAGAAACGGUUCAAACAUGGCACACAACCAUCGGGUAGAUCAGGCAGAUUACGAUAAAGUUCAUUAAUCCAGACGGAUAUUCCGCCAUUCAUGCUAAAUCUCCUCUUCAUGGU